Zasmidium cellare ATCC 36951 is the source of this 948-nucleotide messenger RNA. RefSeq lists its product as uncharacterized. Lineage: Eukaryota; Fungi; Ascomycota; Dothideomycetes; Mycosphaerellales; Mycosphaerellaceae. The record is from RefSeq and is a predicted model, not a curated record. The coding region runs from base 1 to 948 and encodes 315 amino acids. The transcript has a single exon.
AUGUCGUUCAAGCACACCAUAUUUCUGACCUCUGCCAAUGGACAUAUCGGCCAGGAACUUGUUGCUGAGCUUCUGCAAGACAACGUAAAACUUAUACUUCCCACUUCGAACGCCAGCCGCCUCCAGGCAAAUCUCCCAACGAGCGCCAACGAGAGCAAUGUCGUCGUCGAACAGGGCAGCCUUGGGGACCCACAAUGGCUCGAGAAGCUGUUCAGACAGCACAACGUCGAUAUUGCGUACCUUUGUUUGACAACUACGGACGAGUUCAUCGUCUCUCUAAACUUCCUGGACGCAAUGAAACGAGCAGGAACCAUCAAGCACUUCGUCUACCUCUCAGCCUGCGGCGACUACACCUCAGAACAAGGAUACAACAACGUCGUCAAGAACUGCAGCGCCAUGCACGUUCUCGUCAAACCAGCCAUUGAGCGCAAAAUCGAGCUUUCCGACUUCCCCUGGACGACGACGGUUCUUGGACCAGCUCUUUUCUACGACAACGACCUUCGCAGUAAGAACUACAUCAUGAAUGGGUACUUCGAUGAGCCGCUGGGCGAAAAGGGCGUCAGUCGCGUUUCCACCAAAGACAUCGCCACGGUCGCUUGCAACGCCAUGCUCCACCCAGAGACGUGGGCCGGCAAGAAGAUCAUGAUCGGGUCCAAGAAGAAGUAUACGGGUUCGGAAGUAGCGAAGUUGUGGAGUGAAGCCAUCGGAAAGGAGGUCAAGAUAUGCCCGUCGACCAAAGAGGGAUUCGACGAGUUUGAGAGUGUGUUCUUCAAGAAGAGCCCAAAUCCAGCCUGGGCGAGAGAUCUGCGACUGAUGUAUGAGCUGUUUGCUGUUCAGUCUUUUGGGCCGACCGAUGAAGAGUACGAGACGUUGGUGGAGUGUUUGGGCAGGGAACCGGAGGAUUAUGAGGAGUUUGUGCGGAAGACUGGAAAGGAGUGGACGUCGUAG